This is a messenger RNA of Colletotrichum godetiae, 1149 nucleotides long. Its product is annotated as emp24/gp25L/p24 family/GOLD. Gene Ontology annotation, cellular component: endoplasmic reticulum-Golgi intermediate compartment; Golgi apparatus; endoplasmic reticulum. Lineage: Eukaryota; Fungi; Ascomycota; Sordariomycetes; Glomerellales; Glomerellaceae. The record is from RefSeq and is a predicted model, not a curated record. The coding region runs from base 238 to 897 and encodes 219 amino acids. Gene Ontology annotation, biological process: intracellular protein transport; Golgi organization; endoplasmic reticulum to Golgi vesicle-mediated transport. The transcript has 3 exons.
AACGUGGCAGCUUUGCAAGUUGCUCCCGCGCACCCUGGGACUUUAAUGUGGGUACCCGAGCGAACUGGCUGACCUGGCGCUGUCGACUUGAAGAAACGAAGCAUCUCCAAUUCAACCCCCUCGACAGCCGACAGCCGACAGACGACGAGCACCACGAAUUCGAGUCGACCCUGCCCCGAUAUACCCGCGGCUCGCCCUAAAAUCCAUCUUUAGAAGUCAACUUCCGUCAUCGACAAUAUGAGACCAUUUCUCCCAUUGCUCUCGCUGAGUGCAGUCGCCCAGGCGCUGUACUUCUACAUUGACGGCACCUCGCCCAAGUGCUUCUUCGAGGAGCUCCCCAAGGACACGCUCGUUGUUGGCCACUACACUGCCGAGGAGUGGGAUGACCGGAUCAAUCAGUGGGCCAAGCACGAUGGUCUCAGCAUCUACAUCUCUGUUGAUGAAACCUUCGACAACGAUCACCGUGUAGUUUCCCAGCGUGGCCAGGCAUCAGGCCGUUUCACCUUCACGGCUGCCGACGCCGGCGACCACAUGCUCUGCUUCACCCCGUCCUCCACUUCUGGCCGCGCCGGCUGGCUCUCGCUUCACUCCCACAACGGUGGUAUCCGCCUGACACUCGACCUCGCCAUUGGUGAGAGCACCGAAAUCGAGAGCUCCGACAAGAGCAAGCUCGAGGAUAUUGCGACCCGCGUCAAGGACCUCAACGCUCGUCUGCAGGAUAUCCGCAGAGAGCAAGUCUUCCAGCGUGAACGCGAAGCCGAGUUCAGAGACCAGUCCGAAUCUACCAACGCCCGUGUCAUCAGAUGGAUGCUUAUUCAGCUCACUGUUCUCGCUGUUACUUGCACCUGGCAACUGUCUCACCUGCGGUCAUUCUUCAUCAAGCAGAAGCUCACAUAAGGAAAACGAAAUAGGGGGUUGGGGCGUUCUUGCAGCGUUCCGUCAGAGCAGAGAAGGGUUGAAAGCCCAUGCUCAGUGCUUGUUAUAGCCUCGUCAAGAGGGCGGGGGGGGCUCCCAAAUUGCUCAUUGCGCCAGGCCACUGCGGCCAGGGGCUGGGCAACGGAUUUGUAAUGAUAUACACACCAAUUGUAGCUACGAAAGCGAGGCUCGGUCAAUGAAGCAUACGUCGAAUGUCAGGAUUCCUGCUUGAAA